AUGUUUACAGGGAAUAGCUCAGUAAAGAGCGGUGCGUCGAAGACCGCGUUACCUCCGGCCCCUUCCGUCCCGCCCGCUGCCCACCGCGCUGCUGCUGUCGAAGACAUAGACCUAGACGACGGGCUGGACGACAACGAACUGAGUGACGGAGGCAGCGAGACAGCAGCAGCAGUAGGCCAGAAGAACACCAUGGGGUCCGUGUACCGAAAGGGCGACGACCACCACCCGGGAGGCGGGAAGAAGAUGAGCGAGGUCGCGAACGCGAUCGCGUCCUGUACGGCCCUUUCGUUCUUCUCCAUCUCCAUGAUCCUGGCCAACAAGUUUCUGGCGGGGUCAUUUAAUGCCAAGCUGCACUUCCUGCCCAUGGCCUUCCAGUGUUUCAUCGCCGUGCUCUUGGUGGAGGCGUCCCGGAUGAAGGGGCUGGUGCAGUACGAGCCGUUCAACAUGGCGACGGCGAUGCGGUGGUUCCCCAUCGCCAUCUUCUUCUGCACGAUGCUCCUCUCUUCCUUCUUGUCCAUGCAGUACAUGGGCGUGCCGAUGGUGACGGUGUUCAAGAGCCUGACAAACCUCAUCAUUGUUACGGGAGACUACUUCUGGCACAGCCAGAUAGCCACCCCACUCGUGCUCCUCAGCCUGGCGGUCAUGACAGGCGGAGCUAUCCUUGCGUCUUGGAGCGAUAUCGAGUUUUCGGCGUGGGGCUACUUCUGGAUGUCGGCGAACUGCUUCGCGACGGCUUCGUACGUGUUGACGAUGAAGUUCGCCACCCGCACCAUGAAGCUGCCCAAGUUCGGCAUGGUUUUCUACAACAACUUGCUAGGGUGCCUGAUCAUGCUGCCGUUGGCUAUGUGUUUCGGAGAGGUCUUCACGUUGGAGAGCACCGGCUUGGUUGGCUUCCUUGACCGCGCGGAUCUGCACACUCCCACGUACCUGAGCAUAAACCUCGGUGCCGGCGCGGCCGGGUUUUUCCUGAACUUCGCGGCCCUGUGGUGCGUGGGCGCUACGUCGGCGACAACCUACGCCGUCGUGAACACCGUCAACAAUUUCCCCGUGUCCAUCCUGGGGUACUUCCUCCUUCCCAGCGCGCCCAUCUCCCGCCAGCAGUGGGAGUUCAUCGUCGUCAACAUCGUGGGAGGCUUUAUCUACUCCGCCGCCAAGAUCAAGGAGCAAAAGGCGAAGGAGCGCGCGGAGGCGCUGCUGGCGUCUCAGGACAGCGGAGACGUGGAAGCCGUGCCGCUUGUGGGGGGCACAACGGACGACCUCAAGAGCCGCAAUAGCCCUGGCAGGCGGAGUUAACAACGAGGUCUUGCCGCGACAACCUUGGAUGGAUGUUGAGAGCCUUGUGUCGAGCGCGGGAGCACUAGCUCUCUGCUUGCAGCAGGCACGUGGAUGGCGUUGCAGCGUGACCUAUCCACAUGCGCGGUGUGAGAUGAGGCUGAUGAUAAAAAAAACGAUGAUAAAUUUGUAUGGUGGGUAAUUAGCGGGUAAGGUUCCCCGGGCGGAGGAAGCGUCGUUUGUGUGUGAACCCGCCGCAGUUUUGGUGACUCGUCAAGUUUGGUGUGGCAUUGGUCGAUAUAUCACGCGGUCAAGCGAUGCGCGCGGUGUGGUUCGUGGCUGUGCGCCGCCCGAUGAGGUCGAGGAUUGCCGCGGGAGGAUUCCUCAUCCUGCCAGUGCGCGAUGCGUUCUCGUGAAGAUGCUGGCGUGUGCGGUGUGCUGCUGAUGCGCGCUGGUUUGUUUUUGUGUGUUUUUAUUUGGGGGGAGGGGGGGGUUAAGAACAACGAGAACACAGCAAGCUCGUCUACACGUAGGCUAAACGUACUCCUUAUUUUUGUAACGGCGGCUGAAUGGACUGGUAUGGGCCCGAUUCGUGGCAGUUGCUGUGGAAAUCGAGGACCAAACUGUCUUGUUCAGGGCGUCAUAUCCUGCUUGCAAAUCUGAUUUUACCUCCACAAGAACAUUUUUGGUACCAAGUGUGGUUUGGUGUUUUGAUAUGAGUGUUAACAGAAGGCGGAGUGGAGGUAGCGCAUUGAUAUAAUUGUUAACGGAGGGGGGAGGGGGGGGGGGGGUCUCCCGGGCGACUUUAUGACGGGGCGUGCAUCGCUCGUCUGGUGAUGUCAGUACGUUGGGCUGCUUUUUUUCUUUUGUU
Molecule: messenger RNA, 2143 nt
Organism: Ectocarpus siliculosus
Lineage: Eukaryota; Phaeophyceae; Ectocarpales; Ectocarpaceae
Source: the annotation of a GenBank genome assembly